Messenger RNA from Vicia villosa (hairy vetch), 2477 nucleotides. RefSeq lists its product as uncharacterized. The coding region runs from base 454 to 2268 and encodes 604 amino acids. The record is from RefSeq and is a predicted model, not a curated record. NCBI's taxonomy places the organism in Eukaryota, Viridiplantae, Streptophyta, Magnoliopsida, Fabales, Fabaceae. The transcript has 2 exons.
UUCACUCACUUUCAUAAUUCUCUUAUCCCUUUUUCUUUCCCUCUCAAUCAACUUAAAGCUUCCAUUUCCAUCAUAUGUUGACAGAUUCCCACUUUUUUUUGGUCCUCAAAUCCCUUUAUACAUUCAAAUACCAAAAGAAACAAGUAUACAAAAUCUUUCACAAACCCACUUUGCACUAAAUUCAAUGCUAAUAGUUCCAUCUUACCAAAACUUUGGAAAAAGACCUUGAUGCUGACCACAACCAAACACUUCAUUACCUCGUCCAAUGUUUUUAACUUGCACCUAGUCAAAUGUUUUUAAAUUGCAGUUGCGAUCGCGUAACAAUUUUAUAUAUCACUAGCCCAGAUCGGGUCCGCAAUUGCAAUUUCAAACCAAUUUUUUUCUUAAACUUUGAUUAGAAUCAUCAUAAUUUAUAUACCAUGUCACAAAUUUGAGACCCUCAGAAUUUCCAUUAUGUCCUUGUGUCAAACAAAAAACCUUAAACAGAAACAUAACAAGGUCAGAAAACGAGGUUGUUCCUCUCCAUCUUCCUCAUCAACCUUUUCCAGAAAAUAUAGAUUUAAGAGAGCCAUUUUGAUAGGGAAGAAAAGUGGAUAUACUACACCAGCACCCGUUUGGAAAACAAGUUCAAAAUCACCUUCUAUGGCAACUCAUCAUCAUCUUCAUCAUCACCAUGUUACAAAAAACACAGCUUUUCAUUCUUUUCGUUCCGGGUUAGUCUCUAAAGAGAAAGAAGUUUCUGUGUCUGCUAGAAAACUUGCUGCUACAUUAUGGGAAAUCAAUGAUUUAACUCCUUCAAGGAUCAAGAAGGAACCAAUGAAAAGCAACAAGGAUAGAGACAUAGAGAAAGUUGAGAGCUUAUGUAGAUCAAUGUUGUUGGGACCGCAGAAGUUAGAUUUAGAUCUAUCAUCAAAUAGGCUUUUCGUCACAGAGAAGGAAAGCGAUAAGGCAAAAGAGAAGAAGAAUUGUGGUAAAUGCAAAGUUGGAGUUAAGAACCGUCUUAAGGAAGCGAAAAGCGGGUUAUAUGCAUUGAAAAAGCUUCUAAAGGUGUUAAGUCAAAUGGUUGUUGAAGAGAAGCACUCAUCUAGAAGCAUGCCUCUCAUCUUGGCUAUGAGUAACGAGCUUAAUCACGUCCACGACCAAAUUGAUCGAUUCGUUCAAGAACAAAGCUCUAAUCAGAGUGAUAUUGAGUAUCUCAUGAAGCAUUUUGAAGAAGAGAAGAGUGUUUGGAAAAGAAGAGAAAGAGAGAAGAUUCGCGAGGCCACGGGGGGCAUAGCGCAGGAGCUUGAGAUUGAGAAGAAGCUAAGAAAGCAAACCGAGAGGAUGAACAUGAAAUUUUCCAAUGAAAUAGAGAAGUUAAAAGCUUCCUAUAAAAAGUUGUCUAAAGAGCACGAAAGGGAGAAAAGGGCUAAAGAGAUAUUGGAACAAGUUUGUGAUGAACUAGGCAAAGGAAUCGGAGAAGAUAGAGCAAAAGUAGAGGAUAUGAAAAGGGAAUCAGAGAAAGUUCGAGAAGAAGUGGAAAAGGAGAGGGAAAUGCUUCAUUUAGCCGAUGUUUUACGCGAAGAACGAGUCCAUAUGAAGCUCUCGGAAGCUAAGUAUCAAUUCGAAGAGAAAAAUGCAAUGCUUGAAAAUCUCAGAAAUGAAGUUGAAAGCCUUAUAAAAAAUAAAGAAAAAGGCGAUGACGAUGUUGAAGUUGAUCAAGGGCUUGAAAAGCUCAAGGAUCUUGAAAUAUAUCUAAACAAGACAUUUUUCGAAUUCCAAAAUCUCGAGGAAGAGAAUGAUUCGAUAGAGAACGAAGAUGAGUCGGGUGAAAGUGAUCUUCAAUCUAUUGAAUUGAACAUGGACAAUGAGAAUAAAAGCUACAAAUGGAGUUAUGCAUGUGAGAAUAUUCCACAUUUUGAAGCAAAAAGAGUUUCAAUUGAUAAAGAUAUAGGUAGAAGAUCUUUUUCUGAUUGGGGAAGUAUUUGCCUAAACAAAGGUCCUAAAAAGAAGGACUUUGUUGGUACAAAUAUUGAAGAGAUUUAUGAUCACAACCUUGAAAGUGGAAAAUCAAUUGAAAUUGUUUUUGGAGAAGAUGAAAUACAAAAACAUAAAGAAGAAAAUGAGAAGUAUAGCUAUAAGCCUAUUAUGAGUCUUAGAGAUUAUAUAUCAAUUCCUGAUUCUGGAAAAGAAAGUGGUAAGGUUUUGAGUUUGAGGUGCAUUGAUGGUGAAGCAGAGGAAAAUGCUCUGGCUUUGGAGGGAUAUGAAUAUGAAAGGAAGAAAGAGUGAGCUCCAAGAAAAUGAAAGGAGAUUUAUUUUUGAUAAAGUAGUAACAUAUAGAGAAGUUUCUUUUAUUAGUUUAUGUUCUUCUGUUAUACACUAUUUAUCUUUCAUGUAGAGUUUAUAUUCAGCAAAAACAAAGUUUAUAGCAACAUAUUAUCCAAAUUCAUCUUAAGGUUUUUUAUUUUUAUUUUUAUGUUUACCGGCUAAAUUAUCAG